UUGAAAAAAAUGAAUUCUUCGAGUGUGACCAAUUUUCUUUUAUGCGUUUGCGUUUUAUUUUCUGCGAUCGAAUGUAUGCGACGUACGGGGAACCCAGGAAGAAGUAAAGGGAAUUCUGGAGGAAGUGAGAAAAAUAAAUUACCUCAAAACAUUAGAGGAAAUUUUUUUGAGAAAAAUCCGGGAGGAAAAUUUAAUCAAGGAGGAACAAGUCAUCACGGAACUCCAGGACUGAAGUUUGCUGAUGGAGCAAAAACUUCUAUUAUUCACCCAGGGGCACCGCGAUUGUCUGAUCUGAAUGAGGCAACUAAAUACUAUCAUGUGGAUCCUAACGGUGGAUAUCCAUAUAAAAGAGAAUUUGUUAAUGAAUUUAAGGAUGAUGAGCAUCAAAAUGUUGGAGCACAUCAACCUGUCAGCUUCCUGACCAUUCUAACCAUAUGCGCGAAGGUGAUCAAGAAUAAAUGGCGAAAAAUAGAAUGUGAAUCGCGGAUUGUAAAAAGUUAUGACACCUUUGAUCAACAAAAAGAACAUUUGAAAAUUGAAAAAACAAACUAG
This is a messenger RNA of Meloidogyne enterolobii, 552 nucleotides long. Lineage: Eukaryota; Metazoa; Nematoda; Chromadorea; Rhabditida; Meloidogynidae. The record is from the annotation of a GenBank genome assembly.